AUGGAUACUUUGGCUGUGCUUUUGAGCGAUUUUAACGCUACCAAAUACGAUCCCAUUGCCGCAGAAUCCUUCCUGACAGAACAAUUGAAAGCUAGAGACUCGUACGAUGCGUAUUUUUCUUCCAUGCCGCUGCCGGGCAGUGUCGUGGAAGAUAUAGCCGAAAUUGAGGCCCAAAUUUCAGCACAGGAGCGUAAACUGCGAGAUUUACUUAUUCAAAACAAACAGGCGCUCUGUGACAGUUUGUGCAAUGAAGAGAUUGAACCUCAAUUAGCAACCAUGCUUGCCCAAAUUGACGAAUUGUGGGAGGUGGAGAAAACUGCGGCAACAGACCGGCCCCUGGAGUUACAAGGACAACAUGGAGACUUCUGGGCCUCACUGAACGAGCCAACCGAGGAAGAUCUACAACAGGAAGAGGGACUAGACGAGCUGAAUACCGCAUUGCAGAAAGUCGCAUUGCGUGCUGUGAACGAUACGAAUGGUGACUUCAACAAUGCGCAGGAUAACUUAGCGCUUGUUUUGACACAUUGGAACUCCGUUAGCGAGCUUUUAGAGUUGCCAACACUGACUAGCACAUGUAUCAAAACCGGCCACUAUCAAGAAGCAUUGAUGUGUCAUAAGCAUGCUAGGAGUCUGGUAGACAAAUUUCCGCAUAUUGCGAUAGUACGACACAUCGCGGACUCAAUCUCGCAGGAAAUGACUACUACUAUGCUGCAAGGCCUUGUUAAAAUGCUACAACAAAAUCUCAGCGCGAAUCCGAUCAAAAAAAUUCUUUCCUAUCUUUCGUCCAUUUCUCCUUUCUCUGAGAAUCCACAAGCACUAUUUCAAGUCUUCCUUACCAUGCGCCACAAAUUUGUGUGCUCGGAAAUGAACUCGUUUGAAAUCACUGAGCUGACCAAUGAUACCAUGCGUGAGCUUCUCAUGAAGCGUAGAAUUGAAACGUUUCGGGAGCAUGUAUACAAUGCCUUAUCGAUUCUGCAAUCGCAGUCUGAUCUUUUCAACUUUAAACAAGACCAAUAUCAUGGAUUCAAAAUUUCGAUGCCGCUGUUGAACGAACCCAAGAAGCCAGUCGCAACUAAUCCCUUUAUGCUCUUGUUUGUGGAAAAAUGCUGCGAUGCACUGAUAUCCUCACUUGCGCCCAUGAAGGAUUCGAUUUCCGUAUCCGUUUGUCUGCAGCUGGUGUACUGCUCGUUCCGUUUGGCCGAUUGCAACCCCAAUUACCAUCAUUUGUUUAUCAGAAAGAUGCAAGAAUCACAUUUAAUCUCGGCACCCGAUCUAGCAACCGCGAUGGACAAACGCAGGGAAUUAGCCAACAAAUACUACUAA
Molecule: messenger RNA, 1323 nt
Organism: Lachancea lanzarotensis
Lineage: Eukaryota; Fungi; Ascomycota; Saccharomycetes; Saccharomycetales; Saccharomycetaceae
Gene: COG8
Product: LALA0S03e08526g1_1
Exons: 1
Coding region: 1-1323 (440 amino acids)
Biological process (GO): cytoplasm to vacuole targeting by the Cvt pathway; intra-Golgi vesicle-mediated transport
Cellular component (GO): COG complex
Source: RefSeq, a predicted model, not a curated record